Pelobates cultripes (western spadefoot toad) is the source of this 334-nucleotide messenger RNA. The record is from the annotation of a GenBank genome assembly. NCBI's taxonomy places the organism in Eukaryota, Metazoa, Chordata, Amphibia, Anura, Pelobatidae.
AUGACCCCCGAACUGCACCCGGACCAACUGCUGCUGGACAGAGCGCAUCGUCUCAGGAGACCUAGCCAUCUACCCAAUACGGCAGCGAGAGUACACUUCUCCCAUGCCAAAGAAAGAAUUAUCAAGGCAAGCAGAAAUAGAGGGAUGCCAGAGAAAUUCUCCAACAUCAAAAUCUUCUCCGACCUCUCGGCAGAGACCUUACAAUACUGCAAAUCUGCGGCACAAAUCACGCUAUCACUGCGCAAUCAAGGAGUAAACUGCAGGUGGGGAUAUCCAGCCAAGCUGCUAAUUUACCACGAAGACUCCCUCCACUCCAUCGCAUCAGCGUCGCAAG